AUGACUGACUUGCUUUUCCAAGAAUAUGUUGGCUGGUUUGAUAAGAGAAUGAAUGGCAGGAAGGUAUUGUUAAUGAUAGACAAUUGUCCAGUUCAUCCAAAGAUAGUUGAAAGCCUAAGAAAUGUAGAUCUGUUUUUCUUACCUCCUAACACAACGUCUAAGAUUCAACUAUGUGAUGCUGGGAUUAUUCGAGCAUUCAAAGCUCAUUAUCGUCGUCGUCUUUAUUUCAGCAUCCUACAAGGCCUUGAGGUUGAAGCACCAAAUACUGAAAAAAAUAAUAUUUUGAAUGCUAUUAAUUUUGCUAACUUGGCUUGGAAUUUUGAUGUGAAAGAAAUAACAAUUGCAAAUUAUUUUCGGCAUUGCAAGAUCCGAUCGAAAGAAAACAAUGUUCCCGAACCACAAGUUGGUGAAUUAGACGAAGGUAUCCAAGAAGUUAGUGAAUUAAAUGAAAGUAUCAAAGAAUUAAAUGAUGUCAUCUCUAAUUUAGCCUACAGAAAUGUGAUGGAUGUUGAACAUAUUUUGAACCACCCUAACGAGAAUGAUACAGUUAUGGAAUCACCUAUAGAGAAAGAGAUUAUUCAAUUUGUAAUGAAUAAUGAUGAUGAGAAUGAUCCUGAACAAGAUGAUAGUAGCAUUGUCCCACAUGUAUCGUCAAAGGAGGCAUUUCAAGCAAUGACUAUAUUGUCAAACUAUUUGUUACAACACGAACAAAAUAUUUCAAAAAUUGUGUUCGCUCUUCAAAAAGUUAAGGAUUAG
This is a messenger RNA of Solanum dulcamara, 756 nucleotides long. RefSeq names its product CENP-B homolog protein 2-like. Lineage: Eukaryota; Viridiplantae; Streptophyta; Magnoliopsida; Solanales; Solanaceae. The coding region runs from base 1 to 756 and encodes 251 amino acids. The transcript has a single exon. The record is from RefSeq and is a predicted model, not a curated record. Gene Ontology annotation, molecular function: nucleic acid binding.